This is a messenger RNA of Microthlaspi erraticum, 420 nucleotides long. The record is from the annotation of a GenBank genome assembly. Lineage: Eukaryota; Viridiplantae; Streptophyta; Magnoliopsida; Brassicales; Brassicaceae.
AUGAACACAACCAAGAACGUGUUUGAUGUGUCACCGUUCUUGCUCUUAGAAGCAUCUGCAGAUUCCGAGUCAUAUCGCAGUGUCGGAGGCGCCGCUCAGAUCAAGGGUAGCCACGUCGACGGAGAAUGCAUUAUUAACGAUUACGGUGGUGAUGAUAUUGAGUCUUGUAGUGCCAGUUCGUGCGAGACGUCAUGUGUGACGUGGACGAGCCGGAGACCGAGUGGGUCAGGUUCUGACCCGGAGGGUACGGUGACGGAAGAAAGAGUACCGGCCGCCGGAGAGGAAGAAGACGACGAUGGAGAAGGAGAGGUGAAUAGCUACAUAAGAUGUGGGAGAAGCAAUCUGGCCGUUGAUUCUGGUGCGGUGGUGAGUGAGAUGGAUAAAAGUCGAAUGUUCUGGGAAGCCUGUCUCGCUUCUUGA